CUCGGUCAGACUCCAGCAUUACCAGCGGAACUUUCAGCGUUAAUCUGGCAUGGCAGGACAGUCAGUCAGUAUUUCUCAUGGAAUCUCAUGCCCCGUACGGCAUAACCAACAUUUUGUAAGCGACGACCUAGACAAAUGUACAGAAGUCCAUCACUUGUUCGCGUUACCCGGACUUUCCCUGCCUGUACCAAGAGUGGGCACUGAUAUCAGUGAUACUGAGGAUUUAGGAGAACCCCAGUUUCGAAUCAUACUAGACGUGACCCAGUUCAGACCGGAAGAUAUACUUAUCCAGGUGUUCGAGGGCUGGCUGUUGGUGCGAGGGCAGCACGGGGUACGGAUGGAUGAGCACGGAUUUGUGUCGCGAAGCUUUACCAGGCAGUACCGGCUGCCGGAUGAUCAACUACGGGUGGAGGAUCUGACCGCCAUGCUGUGUCACGAUGGAAUUCUGGUGGUGGAGACCAAAGAAAAAUGGUGGACAGUGUCUGAUUAGUGGAGUUGUUGUGCUUCUCGUUACAUAGGCGGAGAAAGAAUGGACUGAUGGACGCUUUUUGUUCUGAGUGGUACAAAGUAUAUAAUAAAAGGUUUGUUGGUUGAGA
This is a messenger RNA of Trichomycterus rosablanca, 596 nucleotides long. It is a transcript of the gene hspb3, whose product is annotated as heat shock protein, alpha-crystallin-related, b3. The record is from RefSeq and is a predicted model, not a curated record. Lineage: Eukaryota; Metazoa; Chordata; Actinopteri; Siluriformes; Trichomycteridae. The coding region runs from base 50 to 490 and encodes 146 amino acids. The transcript has a single exon. Gene Ontology annotation, cellular component: cytoplasm; nuclear speck.